AUGAAACUGUAUGUAAAAUGGGCAAAUGGCAAAGAAGAUAGUUCGGAUGAAAUAGUGACGGAUACAAAACCCCCACAUGUUGACAGUGCGGGGUAUAAACGCGCCCACUGGAGUUAUCGCUUUGACGGCUAUUUGCAUUAUUUCGGUUUGGUCCGUGCUACCCGUUACCAAUGGUUAGAACAACAAUCAGAUGGAACGACUAAUUACCACACUCGUGAAGAAUUUAGUGGUACGCUUCGUAAUUUUGUUCCGUUGGCUGAUGUUCAGAAUGGAUUUGAAAGACAGACAAAAGCCCUGAAAGCAUGCGCUGAAAGGAAAUAA
This is a messenger RNA of Didymodactylos carnosus, 321 nucleotides long. The record is from the annotation of a GenBank genome assembly. Lineage: Eukaryota; Metazoa; Rotifera; Eurotatoria; Philodinida; Philodinidae.